AUGUCUGAUGAUCGUCAUGGAGAGAAGGAGCCUCUAGAGCCGGAGUCCACGCCAGAGACGCUGGACUUUGAUGACGAGUUGCCACCAAGGCAUACCCCUCGAGGUCGAAAGUGGAUCUUGGCUGUCGGUGCGCUCAUUGUGAUCGGUCUGGCGCUUGGACUCGGAGUCGGUCUGGGCAAGCAUCACUCGGCCAAGAGCAGCCCUACAGCUACACCUAGUCCAUCCAUCUGGACGGGAGGGCCAGAGAACGCUACCGACAUCAAGACGACGUUGACCCGUGAAGAACUGCUUGGAGAUCAAGAUAGAUGGCUCCUAUCCAAUCGGAACUUUACAAUCUCCACGGAGCCGCAGACCCGAACAUUCAAUUGGACGCUGUCUGAAGUGAAUGCUGCCCCUGGAGGUCUGAUCAAGCCGAUGAUCGUUAUCAACGGGAUGAGUCCUGGACCCAUGCUGGAGGGCAACCUCGGUGAUCGAUUCGUCAUCAAUGUGUACAACAACAUGACCAAUGAGACGACUAUCCACUGGCACGGUAUGUAUUUGCGAAAUCAAAACUUUAUGGACGGGACAUACUCUGUCACACAGUGUGGCAUUCCGCCAGGUGGUUCCAUGACCUAUAACUGGACCGUUCAACAGUGGGGUAGCUCAUGGUACCACGCGCACAAGGCGGCUCAGUACACUGACGGUCUCUACGGCCCGAUCGUCCUUCAUACGCCAAACGAGACUGCCAUGACCGCCAACAAAUAUGACGAGGACUAUACAGUCAUGAUCAACGACAUGUACAAUACACAAGCGUCGGCCAUCACUUGGCGAUACGAAGCGCUUGGAACCGGCUUGGACGGGAAUCCAGGAGACGAGCCUGCACCAGAUGGAGGUAUGAUCAAUGGAGUAUCUCAAGCACGCUGCGCCUACCUACCCGCAUCAAACGAUGUCGAACCUGAACGUCGGCGAGAUGUGUCAGAGCGCCAAGCUGGCGAAUACGCUUUCUACCCAUCCUCAAAUUAUUGCGGAUCUGAGCAUGUCGACUACUGGAAUGUCACCUGGGUCCAAGGCGACACCUACCGCAUCCGACUGAUUAACCCAGGCACGUUUGUCAAUACCAUUUUCAGUAUCGAUUCACACCCUUUGACCAUCAUCGAAGCGGACGGGACGAGCGUCAUACCCUACACCGUUAACUCUGUGGAUAUUGGCGUCGCGCAAAGAUACUCCGUCUUGGUGACUCUCAAUCAGACCAAAGGUGCCUAUUGGAUCAGAAACACUUUGGCCACCGACCAGCUCCGAUAUACGACCCCCGAUUUCAACGCCACGACGCUCGGUGUUCUCAGAUAUCAAGGAGUUGAUCCGACAUUGAUGCCUGCUAAUCUCCCGGCGCCUUCAUUAAACGGUACAGCAAGCUUUGACUCUAGUCAACUCGUCCCCGCCGAUAGAAUCGACGCUGUGCCACCGAGCAAACAGGUGUUUGUUCAGUUCGGAAUGCAAUACACGACAGACAAGCAGCAUUACAUGUUCUUCAACUCGUCGUCUUGGACACCGAUGGCCCCGGGCCAAUCGACCAUUGGGACCAUCAAAAGCAUCGGCGCAAGCUCUUUUAGCGGAAACGCCAGUGCCAUGAGUCAACUGCAGGAUGGCCGACUGGGCUCGCAGUUGACAAUCAUCAAUGAAAAGCCAGAAUACAUGGAUCUGAUUGUCAAUUCUCUGGACGACGGGGAUCAUCCCUUCCACCUGCACGGUCACACCUUUCAAAUCAUGUCGAUGGGCUCGACUGGGUUCUACGAGGACUCGAGCAGUCUCAACAUGACCAAUCCUAUGCGAAGGGAUACAGUCAUUAUCCCAGCAUAUGGUCAUCUAGUCCUGCGGAUAGAUACCAGCAACCCAGGUGUCUGGGUCUUCCACUGCCACAUCACAUGGCACAUGGAGAUCGGGCUCUUGCUCGCCAUUGUUGACCUACCGGACGAGAUUGCCGCGUUCGAGACGCCGAACGAUUGGAAUCAGCUUUGUGCGCCAGACGCCAGGUUAGGGUACUGA
Kockovaella imperatae is the source of this 2022-nucleotide messenger RNA. Its product is annotated as Cupredoxin. The transcript is spliced from 6 exons. NCBI's taxonomy places the organism in Eukaryota, Fungi, Basidiomycota, Tremellomycetes, Tremellales, Cuniculitremaceae. Bases 1 to 2022 code for a protein of 673 amino acids. Gene Ontology annotation, molecular function: copper ion binding; oxidoreductase activity. The record is from RefSeq and is a predicted model, not a curated record.